GUGGAUCCACGAGCAGGCGAAUCUGCCCAGCAAGCUGCUGCGACAGGGUCCGCCAUUUGUGCCGGACGACGAAGCAAGCACUGAAGAAGGCAAUUCCUCCACCGAGGAAGGUCAGGUCAUCGCUGGCGAGGACGCCGACUCCUCGGCUGUGUCUUUCGAGGACACGCUUCUGAUUUUCGAUUGGGACGACACGGUUCUGCCAUCCUCCUGGGUGCAGAGCCAGGGCCUUCGCCUUGACGAGAGCUCGGAGGUCUUACCCCACCACAGAAAGCAGCUGUUUGAG
This is a messenger RNA of Symbiodinium sp. CCMP2456, 283 nucleotides long. The record is from the annotation of a GenBank genome assembly. Lineage: Eukaryota; Dinophyceae; Suessiales; Symbiodiniaceae.